This is a messenger RNA of Hyaloscypha bicolor E, 558 nucleotides long. RefSeq lists its product as uncharacterized. NCBI's taxonomy places the organism in Eukaryota, Fungi, Ascomycota, Leotiomycetes, Helotiales, Hyaloscyphaceae. The transcript has 3 exons. The record is from RefSeq and is a predicted model, not a curated record. Bases 1 to 558 code for a protein of 185 amino acids.
AUGGAUACAAGUUCCACUCGAGCGGAGCCGGGAAGCCCGCAGAACACAAACAGUCCUCUCCCUCCACCGCCUCCUCCUGAGGCUGGCCCUUCGGGUUCUGGACAACCUCAACUUCAACCACAAGCCGAAGAACCUGGUCAGCCUUUCCACCAAGCUAUCCCUCGUCCACAUGGGGAUUUCAUACUUUAUCCUGCUGCAGACGAGGAAGAAUACGCUGACAGUCAAGCAUCACAAGAGCAAGUUCCAGUCCAACACUCACCACGCCAGCGACCCCAACCAACUUCAUCCUCCUCUCAUCCAACAACUACUGGGGCUUCGGCCCAAUACAACGGCCGCACAUCACCCAUCCUACAACAGAACGGAAACAGAAACGCAACCUCAUCUCGACCUCCACCACCUCAACCGCUUCAAACACCCCACCCUAUUCAAAGCCACGCGCCACUUCAAACAACAGCACAUCAACCGUCUUCCGAAGCUGCUUCGAUUCAACAAUGGCAAGGGUAUAUCCGCCUGAUCGCAGCUACCCCGACAAAAUUGAGGAAGAGCUUGACGAGCUAG